Molecule: messenger RNA, 1096 nt
Organism: Homarus americanus (American lobster)
Lineage: Eukaryota; Metazoa; Arthropoda; Malacostraca; Decapoda; Nephropidae
Gene: SsRbeta
Product: translocon-associated protein subunit beta-like
Exons: 5
Coding region: 146-724 (192 amino acids)
Cellular component (GO): endoplasmic reticulum; membrane
Source: RefSeq, a predicted model, not a curated record
AACAUUAUAGGAGUACAGUAUCAGUAACCAUACAGAAGAACCAUCGUGCCAGCUGACAACUGUGCUGUGUGUUGUGUUAGGUGGCACCACCGGCCGUCUACACACUCACUCGGUCAGUUGUGGUGCAGCUCUCCUCUUGUCAAAAAUGUUGUGCUACUUAAUCCUGGCCUUAGCAUUUGUAGGGGGUGUAUUUUCUGAAGGAGAAGGGGAAGAGAGAGCAAGAUUGUUAGCUGCAAAACGGGUCCAUAAUUUGUAUUUGGUGGAAGGAAGAGAUAUUGUUGUGCAGUAUUCUGUCCACAAUGUCGGUCAAGCUGCUGCAAUCAAUGUACAACUCACUGAUGCGGGAUUUAGCACUGAAGACUUUGACAUUGCUGGUGGUCAGCUGCAGGUGAAGUUUGAUCGGAUUGCUCCUAAUGCCAAUGUGUCUCAUACUGUAGUUGUGAAGCCUAAGAAGUAUGGUUACUUUAACUUCACAGCAGCAGAAGUGUCUUAUCAGCCAUCUGAGGAAUCAGCUGAGAUACAAAUUGGGUACACAUCUGAGCCUGGUGAAGGAGGAAUCAUUGCCUUCCGUGACUACGACAGAAAGUUCUCCCCUCAUGUUUUUGAUUGGAUGAUAUUUGCUCUGCUGAUGAUCCCUGCUCUCUUAGUUCCCUUCUUAAUGUGGUACAACAUCAAGUCAAAGUAUGCAACUGUCCCACGCAGUAAGAAGGGAAAGUCUGAUUAAUUGACAAACUGCAUAAUCUCCUUAAUUUAUUCAUGCUGGAGACAUUUUUGUUAUAGUAAAACAAAAAUCUAGUGUUGUAGGCUAUUUUGAAGAUGCUGAAAGCCAGGGCUAAGUACUGUAGUGUAUGUAUGAUAUUGGUUAAACAUGCUGGAGGUUAGCAACCUUAAAAUUUAGUCAUUGACAAAUUUGCAUUCCUAAGUUUUUGGAGGUUUGCCACUUCAUAAAAAUGUCUUAAAACUAUGACCAUACUUGGGAUCUUUGUAUUUGUCAUAUCUGUAUGAAUGUAAUUGAUGUAUAAUUUUUAGUGUGAUGAAUAUUGUUGAGUAUGAAAGUUGGAAUAUUGUUUUUUAAAGAAAUAAAGAAAAAAUACUA